Messenger RNA from Contarinia nasturtii (swede midge), 2430 nucleotides. RefSeq lists its product as uncharacterized. Gene Ontology annotation, cellular component: nucleus. Lineage: Eukaryota; Metazoa; Arthropoda; Insecta; Diptera; Cecidomyiidae. The record is from RefSeq and is a predicted model, not a curated record. Gene Ontology annotation, biological process: proteasome-mediated ubiquitin-dependent protein catabolic process. The annotation marks the transcript as partial. The transcript is spliced from 6 exons. Gene Ontology annotation, molecular function: ubiquitin binding.
AAAUUGGAGGCAAACGCAACAAAUAACGAGAACGCCAUUGAGAAUAGAUACAAAGGGAAUGCAAAAUUAAAGAGUGCACUGCUGUUGUUGUUGUCCAAAAAGCAACCAAAUCUUAGAGUGACGCUAUUAAGAAGUGCACUUGGUGAAUUGAAUGUGUAUUGUGUGAGUGGUGGUUAUUUUUUUUAUCCUCUACUCGUUCUUGUAUUGGGCUCCCGUUUAUUUAUGUUUAUACACGUUUUGUUUACGGUGCACUCCAUCACCAGUGUCGAGUUUCGAGCAAUUCGUAUAAUAUGCAUAUUUAAAGUUGACAUUUUACAGACGCGCUGAUACAAACACAUCAAUUUCAAAAUAUUAAAAAAAGUAACAACAAUUGUUUUUAUUUUACGAUUUUUUUUUCAUACGAUUUUAUUGAAUAAGUAAAGCACGUGUUAGUUUAUAAGUGUAAAAGAUUUAGGCGAUUAGAAAUUGGCAUUCCACGGUUGCGGAAGUGUCCAUCCAUAAAAAAUAUAUACAUAUAUACAAACACACCACAAAUUGAAAGAAAUGAGUGAAAGAUCCGAAAAAAAUAAUCAAAUUGCAUUGUUUAUGAAAAUAUCGGGUGCUGAUUUCGAUACCGCACGCCAAGCACUCACCGUAAACAAUUUGGAACAGGCAAUCAUUUAUCAUUUAGAACGAACAAAUGCGAUCGGUGCACCAGAGGCUGAUGUUGCAGCGGCAUCCACAUCGACCGACGCAAAUUUACCAAUUGACGAUGAUGACGAGGUUCGACCGCCCAUUCCACCGAAACGUGAACAACUCAUUUUACCAAAUGCAGACAAAUUUCCGUAUCGCAAACCGAAAAUAGAGAAUAUUCUUGGCUUUUCAAAUAGCACACGUGAAUUGUUCAAUCGUCAAAUGAAUGCAAGCGAAGCACAACCGUCCACAAAACCAGCCGUACCAAGCCGAUUGAGCGAACUAUUUCGGCCACCCGUUGAUAUAACAUUUGGCGGUUCAUUUGAAGCGGCUCGUGACUAUGCCAAAGAGCAAAAUAAAUGGCUUAUCGUUAACGUACAAGAUAUGAGUGAUUUUAAUUGUCAAGUACUCAACCGUGAUAUUUGGUCAAGUGGCAAAUUACGAGAGGUCAUUCAACGGUACUUUGUCUUUUGGCAAGUGGCCAUUGAUAAUACGGACGGCCAUCGAUUUCAAGUGUUUUAUGGUAUACAAGUAUUUCCAUAUGUUGGCAUCAUUGAUCCACGUACCGGGGAAGAAAAACUUUGCUACAAAACUGGAUUCAAACUUACACUCAACGAUUUUAUGGACACAUUGAAAAUUUAUUUGAAAGAAAAUACACCACAUCCAAAUGCAGUUGAUGGCAUUGUCAGCAUUGUCGAUGAAAAAUAUUUCGAAAUUAAAACCACAAACUCAACAAAAAAUCAUGCAACAGCAUCACCGAAUCCAAAGCGAAAACGACUUGAACCCUCAUCACUGACUGAACAAGAGCAAAUCGAAUUAGCCAUUGCUCAUUCAUUGCGUGAAGUGAAUGCAACCAAAGAUGACAAUAAAAGUGAUAGUUUUGGUGAACCAUCAUCGGACGAAGUGGACUUUGAUUUCGAUGAUGAAUCGUCAAAUAAAUCUUUCGACAUGAGUUAUCCACAAAUGAAGCCAAAAUUGUCACACUCACUUAACCAGAGCCAUAAUGAAGAUGCGAUUGCAGGUCCAUCAAACGACGAAUCUCCGCCGAAAAUAUUCAAAUUGAACAUCGAUUGCUUUGACGAGAUAUUUGAAUAUUUGGGCGUGAAAGAUUUGCAUUCAUUCGGACAAACAUGCAAGCGAAUGAACAAAGUGGCCGGCGAAUAUUUCAAACAAAAUCAUUCAUCGGCUGAGAUAUUCUGCGAAAAAGAUGGAAUUCACACAGUUUAUUCGGACAAAGACGGUGUUAUAGAUAAUCUUAUUCAAACAUCUGGUUUUAUUAAGUUCAUUCCAUGCAUUUCAAUUAAUUAUCGUUUUGAGUCCACUCAACCGAUGGGUCCACUCAAAUAUAUUAAAUCGCACAUCAGUGAAUUUGAAGCAACCAACCACAUUUAUCUGUGGAAGUUAUGCAUUAAAAACGAAACAGUUGAAAAUUUUAAACAAUUGUUGCCUCAACUGGAAAUUCUUCAACACCGACAUUGCACGAUGUAUGGUGACUUUUACGAUUUGAUAUUGAAACAUUGUAAGAAUUUGAGAGAGAUUUAUAUUCAAGAAUCGGAUGUUGGUUACCGAAUAAAUGGUAAACUCAACUGGUUAUUACAAGAAUAUCCAAAGCUUGAACGAUUAGAAUUGAUGCCUGAUGAUUCUUACAAAUUUGAAGAGCUAGUUGAAUUUGAAGAGCUACGUGAAUUUUUCGUACGCAAUCCAAAUGUACAGAGAUUUUCAAUUACCUUAGAAUAUUUGUGGCACAACGCUAACAUA